Messenger RNA from Schistocerca gregaria, 4641 nucleotides. RefSeq names its product cholinesterase 2-like. Lineage: Eukaryota; Metazoa; Arthropoda; Insecta; Orthoptera; Acrididae. The record is from RefSeq and is a predicted model, not a curated record. The coding region runs from base 451 to 2229 and encodes 592 amino acids. The transcript has 12 exons.
ACACUCACUUCCGUCGUCUCACGCUCUGGUUCCACUUACUGUACUGUGACACCAUCUGACGACAAAAGAAGAGAUUAGAUAUAAAAACAGGGAAAAAUUGCUUUUAUUACUCUCAGUACGCGACGAAUGCGACAUGGCGCUUGUUCAAGUAGUGUGAAAUGUCAGUGUUUCAUCGGAAAUGGUGUCAUUGCCAAAGGAGCGGAGGAAAACCAGAUCAAAGAAGGCCGUGAGAAGUUGGUGCUUCUGACAAAUUGGCCCGCCUGUCGGAGCUUACGUGUGUACUUUGCUUGCGCCCUUAUCUGGGCUACAAUCGUAUCUGCGUAAUCUGCCCUUACAGACGCUUGAUGCCUGCUUUCCCACCGUACAGAUAGCGCCGUCACUUUCACGCCAAAGUAGAGUGGUCCCCCGGACAGCAGUCGCUUCAGAGCCCUCCAGCGAGUAACUGCCGAAAUGAGAGCGAUGACUGGUCUGGGAAGCCUGCUGCUAUUUGCGGUGUUGGGGACGGCCUGUGCCCAAGACUUCGCCGUGAAGGUUAACGUGACCGGCGUGGGAAUGCUCGGUGGCUCCUUAGCUUGGACCAAGCGCCAGAAUCGAACCAUCUACCAGUUCCUGGGCGUGCCCUACGCCAACGUCACCACCAGGUUCCAGGAGCCGUCGCAACCGGUGAACUGGACUGGAACGCGGAACGCCACGGCCUAUGGCCCUGCCUGUGUACAGUUCUUCUCUGCCGGAAGCUCCAACCUGCGCCACCCCGCAGCCGACGUCGACCCUGUGCUGAUGGCGGCGGCGGCGAUGGCGACUCGGCUCAGCCAGAGCGAAUACUGCCUCACCAUGGACAUCUACUCGCCGAACGUGACGGCGAAGCUGCCGGUGCUGGUGUACGUGCACGGCGGGGCGUUCGUGGGCGGCUCCUCGCAGCAGGUGCAGCCCCACUACCUGCUCGACCACGACAUCGUGCUGGUGGCGCCACAGUACCGACUAGGCCCACUCGGUUUCCUGAGCCUGCAGACGGACGACGUUCCCGGCAACGCUGGCCUCAUGGACCAGCUGGCGGCGCUGCAGUGGGUCCACGACCACAUCAGCCAGUUCGGUGGCGACCCCGCCAAGGUGACGCUGGCCGGCGUCAGCGCCGGCGCCGCUUCAGUAGCGCUGCUGCAGCUCAGCCCACUCUCCAGGUCGCCCACUGGAGCGCUGUUUCAGCAAGUGUUCCUCGAAAGUGGUUCGGCACUGGCUCCAUGGUCGGUGGAGGACGAUCCCCUGUCCAGAGCGGCAGUCAUAGCCAGAUCCGUUAAAUGCACCAGCACCAACAAGACUCUUCUGGCGGAAUGCCUUCGAAACGCUACCAUCCCUGCACUCAUGAUAGGAUUCGUGCAGAGCGCGAUCGACGACAUGUUGAGUGGUGGUACGGGCCUGGGAGGCGCUCUGCCCGUGGUGCAGACGAAUAUCACCAAACCGGCAGUCCUAGGAAAGAAGCCGUUGGAUGCCAUCCGGGAUGCCAACUUCCACGCCAUGCCCAUGCUUGUGGGCGUGGCCAAGCACGAGGGCAUCAUGCCACUGGCCUUGCUGAGGAUCUAUAAUCGAAUUAUCAAUAGUACAUACGGAGAGGACUUCUACCAGGCGAAAACGGUGAACGACCUGGUGCGACGGGUUAUGAUGAUAGAGGAGAACCGAGUCGCCACCGACGCAGUUGCCGACAAGUACUUCAAACCCGGCACACUGGACAGCUUGGACGCCAUGAGGCCGAGUCUGAUUGACUUGGCCGGAGCUGUUCACUUCAAAGGGCCUGCCCUCUCGACAGUGGAGUUCAACUCCAAAACUGGAAAUACGACCUAUUUAUAUUCCUUCAACCAUCAAGACAAGUACAACUACGAAGCGGUGAGUCAUGGCGGAGAUUUUCCAUACCUGUUCCCUCAGCCCACCUUAAACUUGACGACCGAAGAAGACAGCGUGUCGCAGAAAAUGGUACAACUUGUGGCCAACUUCGUCAUUUACGGGAAGACAAGCGCCAGUCCUGUGGGCGGGGUGCCCGAGUGGCGGCCUUACACGCUGCAGGACCCGUCCUUCCUGCUGGUGGACAAGGCGCCGCAGCUGCGGCAGGACUUCGAGCGGCAGCUGACCGUCGCGGCCUCCGAGGGCCUCCGGAAGCAGGCGUCGGCCGCCGCCUCCGGCUGCGUCGCCAGCGUCGCGACGCUGCUGGCCGUCGUCGCCGCCUCCCUGGCCUUCCACUAGGCGGUGGGGGCAGUGCGACACCCGGGCCGCCCCCACAGCACCUCGCCGCGUCCGGCUGCUCGGGAGACAAACUGUUUAUUCUGCACAAAAGAUAACUACAGCUGUAUGACUGAGCCAGUGUGUGAUAAGUCACGUCAAAAGAUUCUACUACACUGCUCAAAAGAAUUAUUGGAACAUGACCUGAGCGUCUGCUGUAUUCCACUGUGCAAUAAUUGAGGACUGGGCAUGUUAAAAAUUUUUACCUCUAUCCCUCACAUAUUGACAACAAAACAUCAUUAGAUACUCGUUCAUUUAUGUAACAAGAACUGAAAGCGCCGACAGGUGUCGAAAACAAAGUGGAAACGACCAUUCAUCUCGUCAACCUGGGCGGUUUGGACUUUCAGAGCUUUAGUAAAGCAUGUGCGCUCUUGAGCAUUGAUAUGUCCGCACUAUAACACAACAAAUAUUCCGUGUCAACCAAAUUUAUUUGACCUUCUGUCACUCAAAACAAACCUUAAGUUCGACUACACAACACUUCGCUGGCUGUAGCGCCAAGGAGAAAUCAGAGUCAGUAGUAGAGAAUACAAAUCCAACCCACUGCCAACCAGCCGAUACCGACGGGUCGCAAGUUUCCAGCCAGGGAGGCCACAGUGCGGUUCGAUCGUCGUGAAUCCAGCAGCCGGGUAGUAACACAGUCAUCGGCGAAGAUUGAACUGGUUCGACGGGCUCAGGGCGCUCGCUUAAAUCCGAAGGUCCGGCCAAUCAGAGUGUUGGUAGAUGGCGCCCUUAUACGGUUGCUCACUCUGAUGGCAAGGGCAGCGCCGCCAGGGUAAUUCGUAUCGAUAGUGGUGUGUACUCUGCCGCCAACCCGGCGACGACGCGUUCACUGGCGCCAGUUGUUGAAAUCGUGUGUGGCGCCAGCGGUACUCGGUGUGUGCCGCGCGUGUUGUAGCACGCCGCGCCGAGUUGACGACUGCUGUGCAGCGGCCGAUACGUCAAGCGUUUAUCACCGCCUGAGACCUACGUGGGAAGUCAACGAGGUCGUCCUGUGGUAUCCGUACACAUUCUCGAUGAGAGUCCGUGAGAGCUCUUGUAGGGUCUGUGUUGGAACAUGUCGACCACGGACGCGUCUACCGAGCAUGUCGCGCACAUGCUCGGCGGAGUUUAGGUCCGGACUCAGUGCUAGCCACAGCAUUACUACGAUGCUCCUUUGCAAGACAUCCCUGGUGACGCCACCACGUGGGCCCUGGAGUUAUCGCGCACGAGUAGGAAUUCAGUGCCACUGCCACAUGCAGCGUCCACCACACAGUCCAACUAGAUCUGUUCGAUGUUCUGCCUGGACGACCGUGAGACAACGAUAACGUCCUAACGGUUGUCGACGCUGAUCCGUCCCUACACCAUCAGACAACUUCCGCUGCAUCUGUCGAUUUUCUGGACAUCGUUUUGCAGGUAUCGCUCAUCGCGAUGUCUCAACACCCGGACACGGUCAUCGCCUUGCGUCAGAGCAAAAUAUGGGCUCGUCUGUGAAUAAGACGUUUCUCCAGUGACGAAGUUGCCAGUAUACGAGGGAACGUUGGAACUGAAGCCGAGCUGCGAGAUGUUGUCGCGACUAGCAGUGCAUCCUUUCGCGUAACCUGUUGCUUACAGUUUGAUUCGAGCCAGCAGCUCCAGUGGCUGUUCUGACGUGGUUUUGCAGUGGUCUCGCGGUAUCCGUGUGAGGCUCCAACGCAGAGAUGGCCAGAUUCAGGUGGCGUUGUACUGCGUCGGCGACCUUGUCCAGCUCGGCUUGCGUACUGACGUGUCUGCUCGUAGCGUGCCCUCAACCUAUGGAUGACAGAUGGAGACAUGUUUGAAUCUGCAGCAACAUAACGGAAAAUAAUUCCUUCUUGGAUCAAACAGCACUUGCACUAUAUUAUGACGUCGUAUUCUGUGUGCCUGGUUGAAAGGAACGUACAGCUAUCUGUGUAUCUCGCUAGAGAACACUUGGCCAGCGGUACUCAUUUCCUUCUGACAGGCCAUCUAAUACUUCAGUGCAUAACACAGCCAACAGGCGAGGAAUGACUUCAUCUGUUGCAUACACUAAAAGCGAAGAGCUUUGCAAUAAGACCAGAGGUACGGUUUGUAUCAAAAUUGAUUUAACAUGCCGGACGUUGACUUUCGUGUUUCCCUAAUUGUUUUAAGCAGUGUGCAUAUCAGCAAAAACCUCUCUGCUCGCGGCUGCGAAUCGAAUACCUACAGAAAACUGACAGUGGAGAAAUUUAUUACAAAACAUUAAACACAUUAGCUUUUCUCUUUCUCUGCUCGUGAGUGAGUGUUCAUAGUUCAAGAGCUUUAAGGUGUGUGACAACUCUACACGUGACAAUUAGCUUCAAUUUAUUUUGUGAAAAUAUUUGCCUUUCUUCUGGGAACAAUAAAAGUUUAUGUGUAAAUGAA